AUGGCGUCCGCCCCGGACGCCCACGACGUCAAUGCAGGACCUAUCGUCCACGACACCCACGAUGGCCUUGAGCAUGAUCAUGAUCAUGAUCACGACCAUGACCACGGCCACGAACACGGCCAUGAACACGAACACGAUCACGAUCACGAAACCCACGAAGCCCACGACGUGCAUGAUGUUCACCAAGUCGCAGACACGUCCAUCGCCUCCACCGCCGGCGGCACACCCGCCAAAGAGCGCCAUUCCCUGACCCUCGACCAGCGACGCGCCCUCCGACGCUGGGCUAAUGCGCAGACGAAUCGACCCAGCCACAAGACGUGCAUCGAGUGGUUCUAUGCGCAGUAUGGCCAGCACAUUUCUCAGUCAACUGUCUCGCACUCUCUGUCGCCUAAAUACUCACGCCUCGACGGCGACAACCCCCAGCUCUCCGGUUCGCGCCUGCGCUUUGGCAACUGGCCUGACGUUGAGAAGCUUGUCCUCCUCUGGUACCAACAGGUCCAGGCGUCUGGUCGCCAGCCUACCAACGAGGAGCUCGGCGAGAAGGCCAAGUCUAUCUUCGCUCAGCUGCCGCGCUACAAGGACGAGCAGCCGCCCGAGUUCUCCCCCGGCUGGAUUCACCGCUUCAAGAAGCGCUACGGACUCCUCGUGCGCCGCCAGCGCCGCCAUGGCGACGGCUCCCUGAGCCCUGCCGAAGACAUCAACUACCUGGCCGACUGCGUGCCCCGCUUCCUGGCCAUUUCCGCCGACACGUCUCCAGCGGCCAUCAAGGAGUCUGUCCUGCGCGUCGUGGGUGUCGAGGCGACGCUCCAAGUGUGCGCCCUCGUGCGCGACGAAAUCCUCCGUCGGGCGCAGAACCCCAAUGCCGGCCUGCCCUCCGGCACCGCCUCGCCCCAACUCGCCCUCCCACCCGCUCCCCACCCACACAACACGCACCCCACUGACCCGAACCUGGUGCCUGCCCCCACGGGCAACGGCGCCGACACGACCAUGUACGGCACAGGCGACGAAGACCCAGAGGUCGUCCUCCAAAACGCGCUGCGCCAGCUGCAGCAAGAGGAGGCCGAUGCCGAGGCCAGCGCCGCCGUCGCCCGCGAAGAGCGAGAGCAGCGCGAACGUGCCCAAGGCACGGCUGCCGCGGCCCUCGCGACGCCGGCGGAUGCAUGCACCGCGUGUCCGCUGGCCCCGGCGGCGGCGGCGGCAGCAACAGCACACCCGGAGGCGCCGCCCGAUACACCCCCGUACCGGGAAGUGGCCCCCCACUGCAUGGACCCCAUGGCGAGGACCUCACGCUAA
Messenger RNA from Verticillium alfalfae VaMs.102, 1293 nucleotides. RefSeq lists its product as hypothetical. Lineage: Eukaryota; Fungi; Ascomycota; Sordariomycetes; Glomerellales; Plectosphaerellaceae. The record is from RefSeq and is a predicted model, not a curated record. Bases 1 to 1293 code for a protein of 430 amino acids. The transcript has a single exon. Gene Ontology annotation, cellular component: nucleus. Gene Ontology annotation, molecular function: DNA binding.